AUGGAAAAAAAUUCAUUAAUAAUGGUGAAAAGGGCUCCCUCACACUCAUCUGCCUUUCCCUUCUUCUACCCGCACCGCAAUCAAUGUUUAGGAAUUUUCCCGGCUCCCACUUUUCCACUUCUUCAGUCGGCUCACUCAUUUUCUUUUCCUUCUGCUUGGCUUCGGGGGUCUAACGGUUUACCUUUUCGCCUUCUCUUGGUUCGUCCCAUGGAUCCUCUUAUAUCACCUCUUCCUUCUCAACUGCUGCCACAUGCCCCUUCUUCCCCUUCAGAGACAUCAAAUAACAUUCCCUCGCCAUUUUAUGGUGACCGGACUCUACUCCCACUCCUGCUUCCGUUGGGAUCAAUUUCAUCAUCAGAUGGGAUGUAG
Zea mays is the source of this 369-nucleotide messenger RNA. Lineage: Eukaryota; Viridiplantae; Streptophyta; Magnoliopsida; Poales; Poaceae. The record is from the annotation of a RefSeq genome assembly.